Molecule: messenger RNA, 1170 nt
Organism: Nymphaea colorata (pocket water lily)
Lineage: Eukaryota; Viridiplantae; Streptophyta; Magnoliopsida; Nymphaeales; Nymphaeaceae
Product: DDRGK domain-containing protein 1
Exons: 8
Coding region: 190-1065 (291 amino acids)
Source: RefSeq, a predicted model, not a curated record
CAAUGGGCUGCGCCGGCAAGUAUAGCUUAGGCUCUCCACCAGAGUCGAGCCCCAUCCUCGUCGGGUAUCAGAGAGCCCAAUUGGAGAUCGGCCCAGAGUGGACUCUUGGUCCACAAAAGACACGUUUGCCGUGAAACGCCUGUAGCCUGGGACUCUGGUGUGGCAGAGGGAGAGGGAGCGAGAGAGAAGAUGGACGAACUCUUCGCUAGCUUGCUGUUGAUGGUUCUGGUGAUUGCUGUCUUCCCUUUACUUCUUUGGAGACGUCGUCAGGAAUCGCGUUCUCCCCAACCACCGGUGGUUCCACAUCAGGACACUGUAGUUCAUCAUGGUGGAGUUAGGCGUAUGAGACGAAGGCCAGCUGCAAGUGCAUCAACAUCAUCUGCCAUGCAAGAAGACAUUGCUGUUCAAAGCGAGGAAGAGGAUUCUGCUGGUGAUAACUAUGUUGCCAAAUCUUCUAAGAAGAAAGAGAAAAAACGUCAAGAGCGGGAAGCACAACGCCAGGCUGAGGAAGCUGCACGUGAGACAAGGCAAACAAAGCAAGACCGUUAUGCUGAAAUGAGAAGGAGAAAGGAUGAAGAACGUGAAGCUCAGGAACGUCUACUGGAGGAGGAAGCUAUGGCUCGCAAAGCGAAGGAGGAGGAAGCUGCUACUCUAGAGUUUGAGAAAUGGAAGGGAGAAUUUUCUGUUGAUGCUGAAGGUAGUGGAGAGAAUGAAAUGCCUGAUGGAAGCCAAGGUCUACUUUUUGAUUUUGUGGAAUACAUUAAGAAGCAGAAGUGUGUGCCUUUAGAAGAUCUGGCUGCCGAGUUCAAGCUACGUACUCAGGAUUGUAUCAACCGCAUAAAUUCCUUGGAGAAGAUGGGGCGUUUAUCUGGGGUUAUGGAUGAUCGUGGCAAGUACAUAUACAUCUCUUUAGAGGAGAUGCAAGCAGUUGCAGAUUACAUCAAGCGGCAAGGCCGAGUUAGUAUUUCUCAUCUUGCCAGCAGAUCUAACCAAUUCAUUGAUUUGGAGCCAAAAGUUCAGCUUGAUAGCGAACUUGGUGCUGCCGAUGCAGUUCUUGUUGCAUGAUAAUGUAAAACCUUUUUGUAGAAAAUGUCUAUUUCGUCAAGGAACACAUAUAGAUGGAAGUAUGACAAUAAUUCACGUUGGGUAUUGACUUUUUUUUCCUCUCCA